Mus musculus (house mouse) is the source of this 1866-nucleotide messenger RNA. RefSeq names its product lipoyltransferase 1 (gene Lipt1). The transcript is spliced from 2 exons. Gene Ontology annotation, biological process: protein lipoylation. The record is from RefSeq and is marked validated. The coding region runs from base 503 to 1624 and encodes 373 amino acids. Gene Ontology annotation, cellular component: mitochondrion. Gene Ontology annotation, molecular function: lipoyltransferase activity. NCBI's taxonomy places the organism in Eukaryota, Metazoa, Chordata, Mammalia, Rodentia, Muridae.
AGUGAAUUCUUUGCGGGUUGUGGAGGCACACGCUGAGCAGGAGUGGGUGCUGCGGAGAGCACGCGUGCGUCCCAUGGGCCCCUCCUAUUGGUUCUGAAAGCUCUGCAGAUUACACCUGGUGCUCCGGACGUAAUUUCAUUAUUGGGAACAGUUGAUUUCUAAUACGGCGUAGGGUAAACUAAACAAGACAUUCAGUGCUAGUCGCGUGCCUGCUCCCGAAGAGUAAAGCUUGCUUAAAAGUUCGUAAUCACUUCCAGGUUUGGAUCGCGUUAUUAGGAGGAUAGCAAAUAGUUUUGGUAAGGCCUUGUGAGGAAGGUAGGCCUGUAGUUAGGUCUUGCUUUACACUCUGUCAGGGAGAAGCAUGUGUUGGCAGUUGCAGAAGUGUCUCCCAGAGCAUGGAAGUAAGAGCCUCCUGAGGAAAUAAUUAUAACACCAGUAAUGAAGAUGAAAGCAGAGAGCUGGGGGUGGAUUGCUCGGCGGUACAGUUCAAACCUAGACUGACAUGCUAAUUCCACUUUCAAUGAAGAAUUGCUUCCGAUUACUUUGUCAGCACAAGGUCCCAGCAGCUGGCUUUAAAAGCCCACCCACACAUGGGCUCAUUUUACAGUCGAUCUCCAAUGAUGUAUAUGAAAAUCUGGCUUUUGAAGACUGGAUCCACGACCACAUACAUCUAGAAGGCAAGCCGAUUCUUUUCCUUUGGAGAAAUUCUCCUUCUGUCGUCAUCGGCAGGCAUCAGAAUCCGUGGCAGGAAUGUAACCUCCAUCUGAUGAGACAGGAAGGAAUCAAACUGGCUCGGAGGAAGAGUGGAGGAGGAGCCGUGUACCACGACAUGGGUAACAUCAACCUCACCUUCUUUACCACCAAAACCAAGUAUGACAGAAUGGAAAAUCUGAAACUAAUCGUGAGAGCUCUGAAUGCUGUCCAACCCCAGCUGGAUGUGCAGCCUACCAAAAAGUUUGACCUGCUACUCGACGGGCAGUUUAAAAUCUCAGGAACCGCAUCAAAGAUCGGCCGGACUGCCGCGUACCACCACUGCACCUUGCUAUGCAGCACCAACCGGACAGCUCUGUCUUCUUCGCUGAAGAGCCCGUACUGCGGGAUAAAGAGCAACGCCACUCCCAGCAUCCCUUCCGCUGUCAAAAACCUUCUGGAAAGAGAUUCCACGCUGACCUGUGAAGUUCUGAUGAGUGCGGUGGCUGCAGAGUACGCGGCGCAUCAUCAAGUUGAUGGUCACGUCAACCUAAUAAACCCUGCAGAUGAGACGAUGUUCCCUGGAAUAAACCGCAAAGUCAAGGAACUGCAAAGUUGGGAGUGGGUAUACGGCAGGACUCCCAAGUUUACCGUGGACACCACGUUUCAUGUGCCGUAUGAGCAGGCGCAUUUGGAAAUCCAAGUGUUCAUGGAUGUAAAGAACGGACGAAUCGAAACCUGCGCUAUUAAGGCACCCGAUCACUGGCUGCCGCUGGAAAUAGGUGAGAAAUUAAACUCAAGUUUCAUCGGCAGCAAAUUCUGCCCCGUUGAAACCACCCUGCUAACGAAUGUAUUACUGAGAACAUGUCCAGGCGACCAUCACUUACACAGUAAAUGGUACAUUCUGUGUGAAAAAAUCAGGGGGAUAAUGUGACCCUAACAACUUUGUCUACACUGGCAGUUUUGGUGAGAAAAAAACUUUAAACUACAAUUUGUCUUAUAUCUUAACAGAAAUAGGGGUGUCAGUUUGAACCUGUGUUGGUCUUGAGGUGGCCUGUCCCUAAUUUCAACUCCUCAGCUUUUGUCAGACUUUGAUUGAUAAUCUGUUAAGGGUUUUGGCACUUUCAGGGCCUCGUCCUCUUCCAUUUCUCCUCUCAUUAAACUUCAGAGAAGAAA